Molecule: messenger RNA, 789 nt
Organism: Adineta ricciae
Lineage: Eukaryota; Metazoa; Rotifera; Eurotatoria; Adinetida; Adinetidae
Source: the annotation of a GenBank genome assembly
AUGCUGAAAUUAUGUUCUCGUGUCUCUUCUAUCAAGUAUCAUUAUCAACUACGUGUUAGUUAUGAAUUACAAAUGUAUGUUCUCAAAUCGUUGAGAGAUUUAUUAUUAUUAGCCCUGGAAUUUUUCAUCGAAAACACCAUGGUACAAGUCGUAUCAACUCUUCGGCACAAUCGUACUCCAUUACGUGACCUUGGCUAUGAGUUUCUAGUGUAUAUCAAUGCGGAUAGAAUCGCUUUCUUUAACGAUCCAGUUAGUGUAGAACAUUUGGCUAUUAUCUGGGUAAUUUUCUGUUUUCUACAUGGUACUAAAGGUUUAACCGUUAUUCAGAAAGGUGCACGGUGUCUGACUAUCGCUCGUUCACUACGCAUUUGUAUGUUCUCAUUAACGCUUCUGCCAUCUCCAAAGCCUUGGUGUCGUUUUACUGGUCCUAUCAAUCCAUUCCGAGCGCAUGUUGGCGGUAUUUGCAAUGACUUACUCUACAGUGGACACGUUGUUAUCUACACAUUGACAGCAAUCUCAUUUACACUUCUAUCUCGAGAAUAUUCCCUGAAACUCUUACGUUUUAGUCUACGAAUUUUCACGUGGUUCUACGUGUUUCAGAGAAUUAUAUGCACAAUAUUAGAACGACAUCAUUAUUCUAUAGAUAUGGUUCUAGGUUUUAUUGUCACAAUAUUAAUAUGGCAGUGCAAAGCGUUACACAGGGAUCUGCCUAGGGUGCCACACAAUUUAUUUUUACAUUUAAAACAAUUGUUUUGCCCAAAAGUUUAUUCGAUUCUCAAAGAAGUGUAG